Daucus carota subsp. sativus is the source of this 2168-nucleotide messenger RNA. RefSeq names its product cytochrome P450 CYP94D108-like. The coding region runs from base 157 to 1722 and encodes 521 amino acids. Lineage: Eukaryota; Viridiplantae; Streptophyta; Magnoliopsida; Apiales; Apiaceae. The record is from RefSeq and is a predicted model, not a curated record. The transcript is spliced from 2 exons. Gene Ontology annotation, molecular function: heme binding; monooxygenase activity; oxidoreductase activity, acting on paired donors, with incorporation or reduction of molecular oxygen.
AUUUUAAAAAAAUUAUGUAGUGAAAUUUUUUCUGGAAACAAGUACUUGUUCUUUAACUACUUAUCAUGACAUCAUUUUGUUGUUACAGAUCAAGAUAUAUAACCUGUGUCACAGAACUUGCAACCUCAGGAUAUCAUUGACUUUUUCAGUUCAGUUAUGGUAGACCUAAACUCAUCUCCUCUUUCACUCUUCAUCAUCUCCUUGUUCAUCAUCAUCGUCAUCACUUUCUUGUUCUACAACAAGUCUAACUCCAGAACCCCUUGUCCUGAAUCUUAUCCGCUCAUCGGAAACCUCAUUGGAUUGAUCAAGAACCGCCACCGUUUUCAUGACUGGGUCACUGACAUGCUCUGCACCACCCCUUCGCUUACUCUCCAAGUAACUGGUUUCCUGCACCUCUCUCACGGCAUUUGCACUGCUGAUCCGGCCAAUCUGCACCACCUUCUCCGCUCCAACUUUGACAAUUUUGUGAAAGGCCAUCGAUUCUACUCCGUCCUGCAUGAUCUCCUUGGUGAUGGUAUCUUUAAUGUUGAUGGCCAUCUCUGGUCCUCUCAGCGGAAAAUAGCUAGCUAUGAAUUCAACACCAGGUCUCUUAAGAACUUCAUUUCUUAUACGGUCAAGCUUCAGAUCACUAAUACUCUGAUUCCACGUCUCGAGGCUGCUUGUGAUGCUGGAGAAAUCAUUGACUUGCAGGAAGUGCUUCGACAUUUCACUUUUGAUAAUAUAUGCAGUGUGGCAUUUGGGGUUGAUUCGGGGAACUUGAUGGCGAAAGGGUCGUUUGUGGAGGCGUUUGAUUAUGCGGUGGAGAGGAGUUCGGAGAGGUUUAUGUUGCCAGUGCAGAUGAUUUGGAAGAUGAUGAGGUUUUUUAAUGUGGGGAGUGAGAGGAAGUACAGAGAAGCUAUUAAAGUGAUUGAUGAAUUUGCAAUGGAAGUGAUAAGGCUUAAGGAGAAGAAGUGGGAGCUCAUGGAAGGCAACGCGGAUUUUAGCAGUGAGGACUUGUUGUCGAGAUUCAUGGGUUCAACUUUGGAUUUUGGGUUUCCAGAUCAAGAUGAGAAGAGGAAGUUCUUGAGAGAUAUUGUCAUUAGUUUUGUACUUGCAGGGAAAGACUCGACCUCAACAGCAUUGACAUGGUUCUUUUGGUUGAUGUCCGGGCAUCCUCGAUGCAAAAACUUGAUCUACAAAGAAUUAUCAUCUGCAGUUCCAGGGUCCGGGAACUGGUUAGAAAGUUUUAGGUAUGAGGAGCUGAAGAGGUCUCAUUAUCUUCAAGCAGCUCUUUCAGAAACGCUGCGCUUGUUCCCCCCUGUGCCAAUAAAUUCAAGGUUAGUGUUAAGAGACGAUGUUUUGCCUGACGGAACUCGUGUUGGCAAGGGAUGGUUUGCUGAUUACUCAGCUUAUGCAAUGGGGCGGAUGGAGAGACUUUGGGGGCCUGAUUGUAGGGAGUAUAAGCCAGAGAGAUGGUUUGAUGGUGAUAAAAAUUAUCAACCUGUUGAUCAAUUCAAGUUUCCAGUGUUUCAUUGCGGUCCAAGAAUGUGUUUGGGGAAGGAGAUGGCUAAUGUGCAGAUGAAAGUCAUUGCUGGUGCAGUGAUGAACAUGUUUGAAGUCGACGUUGUCGAUGGUGGUGGUUGUGCUUCACGGAUGAAUAAUCCACCUUAUACAUUAUCGCUUCUUUUGAAAAUGAAAGGUGGGCUAAAUGUAAGACUGAAAAGGAGAGAACAAGAGACAUAAAAUCCAAAAUUCAAGAUGUGUCAUUUGAGUGUUAUGCACUGACUUUGGGCACAGAACUCCACUUGGUUGCAUUACAACAGUUAGUAGAUUGUUCAUUUACAAAGAAAAUGCAGAGCUUGCAAGUUUAGACAGAUGAUGUGAUAAAAAGCUUUGAACUGCUAUAAAAACUCUUGAUUGUUUAUCAAAGCAAUCAUAUGCCUAGGGUGUAAGGCCAUCUUGGACGUGCUUGGUGAACAGCUCAGGUGAAAGGCAGAAGUACAAGAAUUCUAAUGAUCACAAUAUCCUAACUAAAGCGAUAAAUAUCAAAGUCUAUCACCUGUAUCAAACUAGUCACUCAUUAAAAAAGUAACUCGGGGAAAAUUAGUAAAAAAAUCGAAUCAAUUUAGAUAGUAACAGAUGGUUUACUUGAUUUUCAAAUAAGUGACCAUAUUCAGUGACUUUCGUAA